UAACCUUACCUUUUGCUGACGAUAGUUUCUUUUGUUUCAGAUAUUAUGGACCGCAUUAUCAGUAGCCUUAGGUGUAGAAUUAAGAGGUGGGUACAUUCGCGGAGUACCCUGUAUAUUACAAUUCGACCAGCUAUACUGCCCUACAGCUGGAAACUCGUAUCCAUCAGACCGCAUCGACAUGUUCAUCGACGAAAACAAAGCCCUAAUGAAGCGCAUGUACGGCGAGUUCGACAUGCCAGACUACACCGGAGCCGGUCCCGGACCCGGACCAGGCCCCGGAGUCAAAGCGAAGCGCAGCGCAGGGAAACCCGGGGUGCCGGACGUGCAUUUGGACCCUGGGCCUGACCCCGUGCGCGCCGCACAUGAGACGCUGCUGGGCGUGGGCAAAUCCAGGACCACCAGGCAGAACUUCAGGAGUAAUCAGAGCUCGGAGAGCGGCAGAUUGGACUCCUGUGAAAGCAAGAUUGAAAUAGUCACACCAUACUGGGCCUCGAAUUCUGCCGGAAAGAUCAGGGCCAUAGUCAAUACACAACAUUUCGAACAAGCCAUACACCAAGAAGUUUGCACGAAGACGGCUACCAAGAGGUGUUCUGGAGACUGUGGCUGCGAACAGAAAUACAAAUGGCACAGGUUGCUCGCUUACGAUCCUGAUAAUGAUUGUAAAGGUAUUUUUAUGGAUUGGUUCCUGUUUCCUUCGUGCUGCGUCUGUAGAUGUAAUCCUAAUUGAUACACGCCAAUGUUACCCAAAAGAUACGUUAGAUAAAUCGAUAUGAUAGUUUUAACUAGGAAUCUUCAAAAGUUCCGUUCCACAAGGAGACAGUCAACAAAUAAUCUGAUCGUUAUUAUAUAUUUUCUAAAUUUGAAUUCGAAUAUUUCACUGUGUCAGAUUUUCUGCAUGACUCUCUAAGGUUUGGUUUUCUGUUAUGAUCUCCUGUCACUCUCUCCGUGUGGCAUAUUGCUUUUAAAUAAGUUUUCAUCCUGCGAAACAGACUGUUUUGAAUGAAUUUCCUGAAACAAAAGAAUAUUUUUUUACAAAAUCGUCCAUUUAAAUUGCGGGCAAUUUUGAAAACACGUCUCAUCGAUUUAUCUAGUUUUGCAUUUUUAAAUGUAUUCCAAAUCAGGAAUGUGUACUGAUCGAAUUGUGAAAAUAAACAGAUACAAUGGUAUAAUGAUAUAAUGCUAGACGGUAAUGUAGUUGAGAUUAUUUUAUACAUUAUUAUUUGUGGUACAUCUUAAGCAAUUUUGUUAGUUAAAAUGUAAUUGUAUGUAGCCAAAGAUUUAUAAUUACCUUAAUAUAAAUAGUCCAGGAUUAUGAACUAGGCUUGAAAUUUGCAGAUCACAUAAAAACCAAGAGGAUAACUCACCUUUACAACUUAAAAGCAAGUUACACCUACUAUAUGAAAUGUUUGUGUUGUUUCUGAUAAUGGAUUCUUUCAAUUUUUAUGAAAUUUAUUUUCAUCAGUGAAAACCAUAUAUAAAACAACAGUAAAUCUUAAAAAGUAGUUAUUAAACGACUGACGAGAAAAAUAGUAAAAACUUGAAGUAAACACUUUAAAGUUGUAAUCGAUUAACAUCCUGGACUAUUAAAAAAACUAGAGAAUCUUACCGUAAAAUAUUACCCAUCUUUUUAUUAAUACAUACUUUCUUGUGCUUUGACAACCAUAUGCCGAAAAUACUACAGGAAAUUUUAUAUUCUUAAUUAUUCAUUUUUUGUAUCCGGAAUUCUUGAUAGAGAACACAAACUAACCCAGAACGUAUCAAGAAUAAUGUAUCACUUCUUUAAGUAUUAAUUUUUUUGGAACAUACAUAAUAUAUAAAUUAUGAAUGCAGCUAGCACCUAAGAAUAUGAUAGCACUUUCACUGUGUUUGCAAGGUGAUUUUCUCAUGAGCAUAAUAAUUGUAUGUAUGUUUAUUCACUGUAGUAAAAGUAGAUUUAACUUAAAAUUUAGCAAAAUGUUUGUAGAUAUUAGUAAUUUUAUAAAAAAGUUAGUUUUUAUCAGAAAAUACACAUAGACUGUAUUGGUUCGACUUUGGCCGUUGUCAAAAUUUUAAUCCUCAAAUGAAAUCAACUCAAAUAAUUGCAUAGUAUUAAAUCAAUGUAAAUAGCGCAAUAAGUGAUUAAAAUAAUCAACUUUGCAUAACUUUGUUCGUUACCAUUAGAUAGUGUAGCUAUUUCAGUAUUUCGUCACACAGACACACAGUUACCAUUCCUUAAAAAUCAUUGUAUUCAUAUAGUGAGAAUUUUCACUAAUAUACGCUGCCAUGUUUGUGUGUGUCUAAUAAAUUACUUUGCAUAAACUUCGUACGUUUCUUUACUUUUACUCCUACAUUCCCAUACUCCCAAAAUAU
This is a messenger RNA of Acanthoscelides obtectus, 2349 nucleotides long. NCBI's taxonomy places the organism in Eukaryota, Metazoa, Arthropoda, Insecta, Coleoptera, Chrysomelidae. The record is from the annotation of a GenBank genome assembly.